AUGACUCUCCAUCCAGUCCCCGGGACCCGGCGGCAGCGAGGGCCAGGCGCCGCAUCCUCCCUCCCGGACUCCCCUGGCCGGCCCCGACCCCGACCCCAACCCCGCCGCCCGCACGCGGCUGCACAAAGCGCGCCGCCCCGCCGCCGGGACAAAGCGGGCCCGGGCGCCGGCCGCCGGCUCCCGCGGGAGGCCCGGGACCAUCUGGAGCCGGCGGCCCCGCGGGGCUCGGGGCGGGGCCCGAAUCACCCCCUCCCCGCCCGGCGCCAUGGCAACCGCGGCCCCUCUCAGUCCUCCGCACAGUCCCCUGGCCGGGGGUCGCUGACCUUCCCCGGGGCGAACGCGGCGGCUUCUGUGCGGCCGGCUCCCGACCCCGCCACCUUCCCUCCAAGUCUUCUUGGCUCCUUGACAUUUGGAGGAGAUCUGAAAAGUGCCUUGGUGCCUAGCUCCCGAGAGGAGUGUGAAGGCUGCAGGUCCCACCCACCAGGGAACUCUGCAACAGAUGCAGUGGUGAUAGAGUCCAAUGACCAAGACCAACUGGUGAGAAGGGAAGUUGCAGAACCAGAAGAUAGUAGUGGCCUUAAAGCUAGAAUGGAUGAAAUCAAGUCAACUUCAGAGGUCAGUGGAGAAUCAGCUCCACCAAGGCUCCAUAUUACUAGCUUUAAAGACUACACCAACAUCCCUGGUCAAGUCCUUCGAAUUUUGAAAUAUUUAAUAAUUCACUGGAAGUGUGAAACAGGAGUAUCAAAUGGAGCAUUGCUGGAAGGACAGCUAGUGAUUUCCAUGGAAGCAUUAAAUUCUAAUCACCAGGAAAAUACUCUUCACUGUGUAACAACAAUUGCUUCUGCAGGAAGCACUUAUGGUGGUUUGGUUCUCAAGAAGUUCAUAAAAGAAAUACAAUCUAUACUGCCCGGAUUCUCUGCAAAGCUGAACUGGACUUCAGAAGAAGCCAGCUCUUCUCAGGACAUAUCAGGGGUAACACCCUUCCAGAUGAUUUUUGAGGUUGAUGAAAAGCCCAGAACUUUGAUGACAGAUAGUUUGGUGAUAAAGAACUUUUUACGCAGAAUCAUCAUGGUACACCCUAAGAUUAGAUUUAAUUUCAGUGUAAAGGUGAAUGGAAUCCUUUCCUUGGAAAUCUUUGGGACAAAGAACGAACCCACUUUGAACCUGUCGAAUGGAAUUGCUCUUGUUACAAACUAUCAACAUUAUGUGAGUAGACCAAAAUUUGGUGCAGCUCAAUUACUCUGCAGUCGAAUCCAUCCUGUGCUAGGACAUCCAGUAAUGCUUUUCAUCCCCGAUGACGUGGCUGGCAUGGGCUCGUUGGGAGAACUGAUACUCACUCCAGCUGCUGCUCUGUGUCCCUGCCCAAAGGUCUUUUCCAACCAGCUGAAUAGAGUUUCUUCAGUUUCCAUAUUUCUAUAUGGACCGUCAGGCCUGCCUCUGAUAUUGCCAAGUCAGAAGCAGCCAACUACUACUGUCUUCGAAGAUACCUCUUUCUUCAUUGACUGGAAGAAAUACCACUUGUGUCUGGUGCCCAAUUUGGAUCUCAGUUUGGAUAGAGAUUUGGUGCUUCCAGAUGUGAGUUAUCAGGUGGAAUCCAGUGAGGGGGAUCAAUCUCAGAAUAUGGACUCCCAGGGACAGACUCUGCUGCUUUUUCUCUUUGUGGAUUUCCACAGCGGAUUUCCGGUCCAGCGAACAGAACUCUGGAGAGCCCAUACUUUGCUCACCGUUCAUCUCAGUGCCAUCCUCACGGAGAGCCACAGUGUAGUGCAAGAUUCCAUCCAAGUGACUGUGGACCAGGCCUUGGAACAGUAUCACCAGGCUGCCAAGGAUCAUCAGAAAUUGCAGGCCUCACUCUCAGUGGCUGUGAAUUCCAUCAUGAGUAUCGUGACUGGAAGCACCAGCAGUAGCUUCCGAAAGAUCUGCUUCCAGGCCCUUCAAGCAGCUGACACUCAAGAGUUUGGGACUAAACUGCAUAAAUCAUUUCAUGAGAUCACCCAGCACCAGUUUCUUCCCCACUGCUCAUGUGAGGUGAAGCAGCAGCUACUCCCAGAGAAAAAUGCAGAGCAGAGCACAGAAGAUGCACAUGAGAACAGCAGUCCAGAACUCCUUACAGGAACCAGCGAGCAAGUGGAAAACAAGAGGCUCAAGAGGGGCAGCCUCCGGCGGGGCAUGGAAGAGACGCAGGCUUUCCACUCUGCCAGGGCCCCGAGCCAAUUAGAGGCCGCCGCGCGCCGCACAGAGCCUGCAGGGGCCUUUUCGACCCCUAGCGGAAGCAGGGCGAGCCCUGGGGGCGGCCUGGAGGACUCGCUAUGGCUGCAGGAGGUCUCCAAUCUAUCCGAGUGGCUGGAUCCCGGCCCUGAGCCCUAA
Puma concolor (puma) is the source of this 2367-nucleotide messenger RNA. Lineage: Eukaryota; Metazoa; Chordata; Mammalia; Carnivora; Felidae. The record is from RefSeq and is a predicted model, not a curated record.